CCAAAUCUGAGAUCUUAAUUAUUUAAAUUCUAAAAUAUGAAUCAACUUCUCAGGAUAGAUGAAACAGGAAGCCUGAGACAAUUUAAGACUUUAUCUUUUCUUAUUCUUUCUAGUUGAUCCCUAAGAAACUACCUUUCUGAAGAGAACAAACAGCCCACAAAAGCUUUUCUUUCCUUGGCAAUUGAUUUUUUUUCUUUUUACAAAUUUAAUUUUUCAUAGUGCAAGGUAAUCAGAAAUCCAUUUUCUCCAGAAGUGCCUUGUGUCUGCAAAAGCUUGUUUGAGAGCACCAGAGGAAGCUAAUCAGUGACCUUUUUUCACCUCCUUUCUAGCUUAUUCCCCUCCCUUCCCCACCAAAGCUGAGGUGUGUCACUACUGCACUGAGGCUGAUGAAGACACUUGAGCACUCUCGGGGAUGCUCAGCUGUGACAGAAGCACUGCCACUGUCUACCGAAGCUGAUCGUGAGACACUCAUAUGCAGAGUUUAACAGAUGCUGGGCAGCGCACCUGCUUGCUGUAGCCAAGGCUGCAGGUUCCCUUAAUUCCAAGCCAUGAAUGAAUCCAGGUGGAUUGAAUGGAGGAUCCUGAACAUGAGCAGUGGCAUUGUGAAUGCGUCCGAACGUCACUCCUGCCCACUUGGAUUUGGCCACUACGGUGCGGUGGAUGUCUGCGUCUUUGAGACAGUUGUUAUUGUCUUGCUGACAUUUCUAAUCAUUGCUGGGAAUUUAACAGUCAUCUUUGUCUUUCAUUGUGCUCCACUCUUGCACCAUUAUACUACCAGCUAUUUCAUUCAGACAAUGGCAUAUGCUGAUCUUUUCGUUGGAGUUAGCUGCUUGGUUCCUACUCUUUCACUUCUCCACUACUCCACAGGUAUCCAUGAGUCAUUGACUUGCCAGGUUUUUGGAUACAUCAUCUCAGUUCUAAAAAGUGUUUCUAUGGCAUGUCUUGCUUGCAUUAGUUUGGAUCGCUAUCUUGCAAUAACCAAGCCUCUUUCCUACAAUCAACUGGUCACCCCUUGUCGCCUGAGAGUUUGCAUUAUUUUGAUCUGGAUCUACUCUUGCCUAAUAUUCUUGCCUUCCUUUUUGGGAUGGGGGAAACCUGGUUACCACGGUGACAUUUUUGAAUGGUGUGCCACCUCCUGGCUCACCAGUGCCUAUUUUACUGGCUUUAUUGUUUGUUUACUAUAUGCUCCUGCUGCCUUUGUUGUCUGCUUCACUUACUUCCACAUUUUCAAAAUUUGCCGGCAGCACACCAAAGAAAUAAAUGAUCGGAGGGCCCGAUUCCCUAGGCACGAGGUGGAUGCCUCUGGAGAGACUGGGCAUAGCCCUGACCGUCGCUACGCCAUGGUUUUGUUUCGGAUAACUAGUGUGUUUUACAUGCUGUGGCUCCCCUAUAUCAUUUACUUUCUUCUAGAAAGCUCCCGGGUCUUGGACAAUCCAACACUGUCCUUCCUGACAACCUGGCUUGCUAUAAGUAAUAGUUUUUGUAACUGUGUAAUAUACAGCCUUUCCAACAGUGUUUUCCGGCUAGGCCUCCGAAGACUGUCCGAGACAAUGUGCACAUCUUGUAUGUGUGUGAAGGAUCAGGAAGCACGAGACCCUAAACCUAGGAAACGGGCUAAUUCCUGCUCCAUUUGAAGAGAACUACACAGUAAAUCAAAUGUAAUGUGACAGUGGUUUUGGAUUGUAUUCUUGAUUCAUCUGGAAAUUUGCCACUAGAGAAAUAUUUACUUGAAUAGUUGACUAUGGGGUGAAGGGACUAAUGGUUUCUUUUUUUCUUUUUUCAUGGAGAAAAAGGCUAAAGAAAAGGAUGUAUAGAGGGCAGUCUUGUGAGAUAAUUAUAGUAUGUGAGUAUAAAUGUGCAGUAAUAGGAAAAAUUAAGCACUGAGAAUGAAAAAAGUAUCUCAGAUCUUCCACAGGAACUGAGCAAAGCCCCUCGGCGUCUCUGUCUCUGAUGGAACUCUGUCCUCUCUCGCUGGCUCUCAUUCUGUCUGUCUGUCUGUCUGUCUCGCUCCCUCUCUCAGUGUUUGUAGAAAUUACUUACAUAAAUUGCCCUUCAUAGAAAAAUGCUACAUAUUAUAUAUGUAGCAAAGUAUAAUCUUUUGCAUCAAAGUGUUCUUUUAAACACACUAAUCUAUAAUCUCUAAGUGGUCUCUCCAUGGAGAAUGCAUAGUAAGCGUUGUAUUUUAUCACCUGCCACACAACCCAUUUGCUUGUGUUUUUAUAAUAUCUGUGGCACAAAUUUUCUGCUAUGAACAAAAAGAAACAGUAUUUUUGUUUAUUCUGGGUAAAAUUUUUCUUGGCUUCCUCCUCUUCCUAACAGUGUGCUAUUUUUUUCUCUCCAUUUUUCUUGAUCUGCAUCCUUUGGUACCUUAAUCCAGAAGUGUCUUAGCUAAUGAAAGAAUCUACUAAAUAAAGCAAUUGUAAUGUUAAUUUAUUCCUUGCAACAAAGCAAUCUAUAGCCUGUUUGAGAUAUUGUGUUAAGUGUUUUUAAUUGCUUUUGGAAACAUUUUUAUCUGGCUCCUUUUAAAUUAGUUCAUCUGCCCAAAGUGGUAUCUUUUUUGCUAUAGUAUAGCUUUGUUUUUCUUUGAGAAAAUCCACAAACAAUUCUAAUGCAGAUGCAGAGUACUCACCCAGAAAUGAGGUAUAGAUCUUAAAGCUGCUUGGUGCGUCCAUUUUUUUUUUUUGAGUAAAAUAUUAACCUUUUUGUGUUAGGUCUACAAAGCUUACUGUUGUGUUCACUAAUCGUUUGUGUGAUAUGCAUUUGCACAUACUAUAUUUUUUACAACAAAGAAAAUAUAAAUUAUAUUCUGUGAUCUGUGCCUAAUGUUUUCUUAGCACAAUAUAUAGAUUAAUGUUGCUUAAGUCAUCAACAUUGGGGAAAAACUACAAAAACUUCUUUUAAGAGAAAAAUGCUUUUGUGUGGCUGUUAUUUAGAUAUUUAUAUUAGACCAAGCUGCAUUCUUAGUGCUGCUGAGAAUAUACUUAAUUAUCAAAUACAGUUAGGAGCCGUCAGUAUUUUCUUUUGUAAUGAUCUGUUUUCAUAUUCAGAGAUUAAAUAAACUUAUUUUUUAGUGUGCUACAUGGAAUUGUGUAAUAAAUUUUCAGAGGUUUAAAUGUAGCAAAAUGGCAUUUGAGGAAUUAGUAGUGAAGCAGGUGUGAGUGGUAAAACAUCUAAAUCUUACUUUUUUUUUACCAUAAGUUUCCUGCCUGAUAGAUAUUUUAAAAUUUAUAUAAAAUGAGUAUUUUUCUCAGCAUUUUUGAUUUCUUUGUUUUAUGAAAUGCAUUUAAUGAAAUGUGCCUAUGACUCUUCAGAUUGGAAGCCAACCAUGUUUGCACACUGGUGGUUUGACUUCAGAGGUACUUUAGUAGAAAUGUCAUCAUUUUAUUGAGGUUGCUCUGAACUCAUGUAUAUUUUUAAACAUGUAAGAAAGGUUUAAAAUAAAGAAUAAAAUAGUAUUCUAUACAUCAAAAUCAGACUUUGCUUCAGUUUAAUAAAACGCUUACUUAGAACAAGAGUUUAUUGGGGAAUCAAAAUUUGUUUCACAUUUCUGUGGUUUGGGUUGUUUAUAGUUAUUCUUGUCCCUUGUUUGCUGUGGCAUCUUGGAUAAGUUGAAAUGCUGAAAGUUUUGAUAAGUUGAAAGUCUGAACUUGCAAGUUCAGACCAGUUCAAGGAAGAUAAAGUACAAGGAAGCAUAAUAUUGCUACCUUUUCAGUUGUCAUAAACAGAAGCUUCAAUGUUAUGUGUAUUAUUUGAGAAUCAGAUUUUGAUUCCUUUAGUGUGGUGUGUAGAUAUAGUUAGAAAAGACUCAGUAGAUCUUCUGCACAGAAAACCUGAGGCUGUAUUCAUUGCGUUUUCCUCUUCUGGCUUUUCCUCGUGAUAAUUAAUAACCACAAUUAUGUGCCAGGCACUGUGUUAAGUUUUACAUAUAUUAUAACAUUUAAUCCUCACUACAACCUUUGAGAUAGGUACUGUUCUUAUCCCCAUCCUAGAGAUGAAGAAACUAAAGACAAGUGAUUUAUCCACGGUCACUCAAUGAGUCAAUGGCAGAGGUUCAUGCACACUCAGUUGUGCUGGAGCCAAAGCCUGUGCCUUUAACCACGGUGCUAUUUUACUGCUUUUUUUGCCCCCAAAAGUCUUCAGAUCUUUGUACCUCUGUCUGUACCUUUUCCCUAGAAAUUUCUGUUAGUUUUCUUUUUUAUCACCUAAAUCUUUGCUUCAGUUCUUUCCUUAUCUUGUGGUAUCUUUUCCUUGAUCUUACAAAUUUCUUAUUAAAACAGCAAUCUGAUAAGCCCAAACUUGCCAGUUUAGUCUGUAAUCAAACUGAAACCCUGGGGCAUGGCAUCUCCUUGA
Molecule: messenger RNA, 4350 nt
Organism: Diceros bicornis minor
Lineage: Eukaryota; Metazoa; Chordata; Mammalia; Perissodactyla; Rhinocerotidae
Gene: GPR52
Product: G protein-coupled receptor 52
Exons: 1
Coding region: 549-1634 (361 amino acids)
Biological process (GO): G protein-coupled receptor signaling pathway
Cellular component (GO): membrane
Molecular function (GO): G protein-coupled receptor activity
Source: RefSeq, a predicted model, not a curated record